AUGCUCCCCAUUUACAGCGCCCACUCGGCCCUUCAGCCUCGCUCAAUUCCCACGCCACUUGUCCGCCCCAACUCGCACUUCCCAUACCUCGUCCUCCCACCGACAUUCAUACGACACACUCGUCUGCCCUGUUUGCCUUUCCCUACCUAUGCACGAUCGUUUUUCCCGCAAUACGAGACUGCCUCAUCCGACCAGCUAUUCCCCAGGCCGGACGGGAUAAUUGCACCCAAUUCUCGCCGGUUCCCCUCAUCGGUUGAGGUUCAUCGGGCGCGGCAGUAG
This is a messenger RNA of Protopolystoma xenopodis, 279 nucleotides long. The record is from the annotation of a GenBank genome assembly. Lineage: Eukaryota; Metazoa; Platyhelminthes; Monogenea; Polystomatidea; Polystomatidae.